This is a messenger RNA of Entamoeba nuttalli P19, 378 nucleotides long. RefSeq lists its product as hypothetical. NCBI's taxonomy places the organism in Eukaryota, Evosea, Mastigamoebida, Endamoebidae. The record is from RefSeq and is a predicted model, not a curated record. The coding region runs from base 1 to 378 and encodes 125 amino acids. The transcript is spliced from 3 exons.
AUGCAAAGAGAUGAUAUUCUUUGCCAAAUUUGUACAUCAAAUAAAGCAAAGUAUAAAUGUCCUAAAUGUUUAACUCCAUAUCAAUGUAAAGAAGAAAUUAAAAAGUCUGAACCAAUAUUACCUAAACGAAAAGACAAGAAAACAAAUUAUUUGAGUGAUACAAUCAAAGAAAAAAUACUUGAAGAUAAAAGACUAUUAGAAAUAUUACAAAUACCACGUACUAUUGAAUUAUUAAAAAUUGUUCAAGAAGAAGGUGUUGAUACAUUAAAGAGUUUGAUGUAUGGAGAAACACCAGACGAUAUAAUUUUUCAAAAUUUUGCAAUGAGACUUCUUCAAGCAGUAGGAUUACGUGAUUCACAAGGAGUUUGCAUUUUAUAA